AUGAAUAUACAAAGAUAUUUUCAGAAAUUAAAGCCUGCCACCACAACCACCUCUUCCAACAUUGACACAGCCGCCAAAAUUAUUUCUGUCAACGCCACCACCAACGCUUCCACCACAACGACCACCACUGAUUCUUCGUCCAAGGCUAAAAUAACACCCAAGGCUAAAAUAACACCCAAGGCUAAAAUAACACCCAAGGCUAAAACAACGCCCAAGGCUAAAAUCAACAGCGCAUCCAUCGCUGCUGCCAACAUUACUGCUUCUGCCAAUGUGUCCAGACCAAAGACCAAGACUCCUUCCACAUCCACCACCAUUGCCUCCACCACGACUGCUUCCACUUCCACGUCCAAGGCCGAUUCUAAGUCCACCACAGACUCCAUCAGUGACGCCAACAUCAAUACUUCCCUCAAUGACUCCACACAGAUCACAACUCCGUCCACCACCGACUCCAACGCUGAUGCCAUCAACAUUGGCUCCCUCGAUGCCUCCACCGCAACGACCAGAACUCCAUGCACUUCCAAGGCCAAGUCAACGUCGAAAGAAAAGCCUUCUAAGACUAGCUCCACAGCCAAAAGCAUGUCCUCGUCCUCGCACCCGGAAGAUAAUUAUGAUUCAGAUUCACAUUCUGGAUUUGUUUCUGAUUCUGAUUUACUUUCCGAAACAGAUAGCCCGAAAAAAAUUAAAAAAACAAAAAGAACCGAAAGGGUUAAUCGAGCGGAAUGGAUAACUAUGUAUCCAUGGCUUAGUUUUUUAGAAAAAAAACCAUAUUGCGCCGCUUGCAAGGUUUUCUUGACGAAGAAAAAAUAUAACAUUUCUCGUCAUGGAAAUCAAAAAACUCACCAAGCAAACGCAAAUAAACAGUGCAACAAAGAAUUGCUCCAGAGUUCAUUUGAAAAAUCAAACGAAUUCCAAACUACGCAGUCUGAAGCAACAGCUGUGCUAAAAUCACUAGCAUUUGUCGCAGAGCACAACCUGCCAAUUCUAAUAAUGGACCAUCUUCCCGACUUUUUAAAAAAUAUAUGCGCAGAUUCAAAAACUGCAAAAAACAUUAAAUGCGGAAGGAAAAAAGCAACUCAAAUUCUUACAGAUGUUGUGGAGCCAUUUUGUUCCAAAAAUAUUGCAAAAAAACUAAGAGAGACAAAGUUUUCAAUUAUAACGGAUGAGUCAACCGAUAUAUGUACAAAAAAGUGUAUAGCUGUUCUUGCAAGGUACUAUGACGAAGAAAUGAGAAAAGUCAUCGAUCAGUUUUUAUGCAUAAUGGAAAUCAAAGACUCUACAGCUAAAAGCAUUUUUUCAAAAAUAAAGGAGACCCUGGAUAAGAUGGAAAUACCGUAUUCCAAUUUAAUUGGAUUUGGCUCUGAUGGUGCCAAUGUCAUGCAAGGAGCUAAAAAUGGCGUUCAAGCUCUCCUAAAAGAACUAAAUCAAGAUAUUUUUGCAGUGGUUUGCACUUCGCAUUCUAUUCACAAGUGUGCAGAAUACGCCGCAGCUACCUUGCCAAAAGCAAUAUGCACAUUUCCACAGGAAGUGUUCCAAUUUUUUAAGAACAGUGCAAAAAGGCAGGAUGAACUGCAGCUAUUCCAGGAGUAUUUUAAUUUAAAAAAAAGCAAAAUUAAAAAAGUUGUUGCUACAAGGUGGCUGUCAUUUUACGAGGUAGUGGAAUAUUUUGUAAAAAAUUGGGUAGCUAUUAAACACUAUUUUGUAUCCGUAGUUUUUGAUGAUGAAAAUGAAAAAGGGAAAGUACAUUUAGAUACCUUAAAUAACCCCUUGUAUAAAAUGUAG
Molecule: messenger RNA, 1779 nt
Organism: Episyrphus balteatus (marmalade hoverfly)
Lineage: Eukaryota; Metazoa; Arthropoda; Insecta; Diptera; Syrphidae
Product: serine-rich adhesin for platelets-like
Exons: 3
Coding region: 1-1779 (592 amino acids)
Source: RefSeq, a predicted model, not a curated record